CACACAAACUCAGGCACCAAGCACACACACAUUCACCCAGAUGCUGCUCCCACACAUUACACCAGAGUCCAGGAAUGAGGAGAGACUACAUUCUGAUGGAAAAGAAUGUGUGGAGUGCUGGGGAAGUUUAACAGUCAGAGCUGAGGACAGGGAGAACAGCUCUGUGUGUGUGUGUGUGUGUGUGUGUGUGUAAGGUGGAGUGGUUGUAGUUAAUAAGUAACAGUCACUUCAGGUUCAAAGGUUCAGUCACACUGGGAACUGCGAAAACUUACUUCGGUGACAGUUAAAGAAAACACUUGCUUAUUUGUAGCUGUGUUAUUAGUAGUUCUAGAGAAUCUGACAUGGGAAAGAAACAGGCAGGUACAGGGCCACUGUCGAGGCGUCCGGAUAACUCGGCGUUUAAACAGCAGAGGUUACCCGCCUGGUCUCCAUCUCUCACGGCAAACACUGUGCUGCCAACCUUCUACAUCCUCUCUCUCGUGUGCUUGUUACUGGGCAUAUGGCUCCUCAUCACUGUUGAGAACACACACGAACUGAAGGUGGACUACACCAAAGCUGAAACAUGUGAAGAAUGCUUCAGUUUGAGGAAGAGUGCCAUCGACUCCACAACAGCCUGUACGUGCACAGUCAGCUUCCACGUACCGAAAACCUUUCCGGGCGAUGUUUUCUUUUACUACGGUCUGAGGAACUUUCAUCAGAACCUGCGGAGGUACAUGGACUCCCGCGAUGAUGCACAGAUGGUGGGGAGGAAGAACAACCUGAAGACACCGAGUUCAUACUGUGCUCCCUUCGAUUACGAUGCAGACAGAAACCCCAUUGCCCCCUGCGGUGCCGUGGCCAACAGCAUGUUCAAUGACUCAUUAACAGUGAUGUAUAAUCCAAUGGAUGGGUCAAAAAUACAAGUCCCACUCUACAGGAAGGGCAUUGCUUGGUACACGGACAAAAACGUCAAGUUCCGUAACCCUCCGACCAACAACACAUUCCCUCUCCAACAAGCCUUUGAACGCACGACUAGGCCCUUGUAUUGGCAGCGUCCAGUUUAUGAGCUGGAUGACACAGACUCCAACAACAAUGGCUUUAUAAAUGACGACCUGAUUGUUUGGAUGAGAGAGGCAGCCUUCCCUAAUUUCAAAAAGCUUUAUGGGGUUCUCAAUCGUGCUCAAGGGCCUUUCACUGAAGGCCUGCCUGCUGGCAACUACACCCUCUCUAUAAAUUACAAUUUCCCUGUCGAGCCCUUUAGAGGUCGGAAGGAGCUGGUGAUCUCAACGGUGACCUGGUUUGGUGGGCAGAAUUACUUCCUGCCCAUAGCAUACCUGGUCACCAGUGGACUGAUCUUGGUGACGGCUGUCGUACUCACAAUGGUGUAUGUGAAAGUGGGCAAAAAGGGCAAGAACAUGGAGGAAUAGACCAAAACAUGGAAAUGUCCAUCAGAAAACAAUGAUGAAAAAUUGCACUCAAGAGCCAUUAUUAGGCACACGAAAGCAGUACAAAUGUAUUAUUUAAUUUAACUUAUAUUGGCUUUUCUAAUUUUGAGAAUAAAUUG
Messenger RNA from Carassius carassius (crucian carp), 1543 nucleotides. Its product is annotated as cell cycle control protein 50A-like. The record is from RefSeq and is a predicted model, not a curated record. Lineage: Eukaryota; Metazoa; Chordata; Actinopteri; Cypriniformes; Cyprinidae. Gene Ontology annotation, biological process: phospholipid translocation. Gene Ontology annotation, cellular component: Golgi apparatus; endoplasmic reticulum; plasma membrane. The coding region runs from base 342 to 1406 and encodes 354 amino acids. The transcript is spliced from 7 exons.